Messenger RNA from Phoenix dactylifera (date palm), 2765 nucleotides. Its product is annotated as E3 ubiquitin-protein ligase WAV3-like. The record is from RefSeq and is a predicted model, not a curated record. NCBI's taxonomy places the organism in Eukaryota, Viridiplantae, Streptophyta, Magnoliopsida, Arecales, Arecaceae.
AAAAACCCAUCCUACCCUUUUGUCUUCUGCUGCAGGAGAGGCAAAGGCGACAAACGCCAUCCUCGCCCUACCCUUUCGUCCUCCCUCUCUCCUCCCUUUGUCCUUAGCAGGAAAAGAAACGAGAUAGACCGGACAUUGACCUUAGAUAGACUACAGACAGAGCGAGAGCGAGCAGACCCAGGGAUAAAGAGACACAAAGAGGAGAGUGAGAACGAGGAGGAGAGAUGGGAACGGGGUGGCGGAGAGCCUUCUGCACAUCGAUUCGUCGAGAUUCGGAUAUGGCAGUGGCGGAGAAGAGCCCUGACCCCAACCGCAGCCGCAGGAGCUGCGCCAAGUUGAGCUUCUUCUCCGGCAGCAGUGGCAGCAGCAAUCCGUCGACGCCAAGGUUGGGCAGCCUGCGGUGCCGCACCAAGUCGACGCCGUCGGAAAGCCCGAAGCUGCAAUGCAAGACCGCGACGGUAGCAAGCUCCCCCACGCCGCCACCGCGUACCAGCCCGAAGCGGAGCCCCACUCUGUUCCACCGGGGUUCCUCCAAGCCGUCUUCGCCCAGAUCCCGAUCCACGUUUGCCCUCUUAAAGGCAGCCGUUCAUCUUUCCCGGAUCAGGUGCGGGAUAUGUGAGCAGAGCGUGAAGGCGGGCGGGGGGACGGCGGUGUUCACGGCGGAAUGCUCCCACGUUUUUCACUUCCCCUGCAUCGCUGCCCACGUGCGGACUCAUGGCGGCGGCGGCGGCACCCUCGGCUGCCCCGUCUGCUCCGCCGCCUGGCGCCAGGCCCCCUUUCUCUCCUCCCUCCGUCACCUUCAAGACGACGAGCCUCAGCCUCCCGUGCUGGUAGGAGACAGGAAGCCGCUGCACUGCCGGAGGAUGAGCAGGGAAGACAAGCAAUGCGGAAGCGGAGCAGAGACCAGACCCGUCUCUGCUGCGGCUGCUGUCCAUAAGGUCUACGACGAUGACGAGCCGCCGCUGCUCCCCACCAAGCCCAGCCAAACCGGCGCUGGCGUCCGCUUCAAUCCCAUUCCAGAAGCGAACGAAGACGACGAAAGCGGCGGCAAUGAGGACGACGAGUUGGAGCCAGAGGGGGAGGAAAAGUUCCAUGAUUUCUCGGCGAAGGAUAAUAAUAACGGUAAUCGCUCCCUAUUCCCAUCUUAUAAGGUUAGCGUCGGCCCUAUGAGGGCCUGUGCCGGGGGAGUACAGGUGAGAAUGAUGCCGGAGGCGGCCCUGGUGUCGUCUGGGCGGAGACACCGGAACUACGUGGUGGCUCUCAAGGUGAAGGCCCCUGCGGUGGCGCCCCUGCUCAGCCGGUGCCGCCGCGCCCCGAUCGACCUGGUAACGGUUCUGGACGUGGGCGGGGGCAUGACGAGGGCCAAGAUCCAGAUGCUGAAGCGGGCUAUGCGCUUGGUCAUAUCGUCCUUGGGCCCCGCCGAUCGCCUCUCCGUAGUCGCCUUCUCGGCCGCCGCCGCCAAACGCCUCCUCCCCCUCCGUCGAAUGUCACGGUCCGGCCAGCGCUCCGCCUGGCAGAUUGUGGAACGCCUGGUUGCGUCCACCGGCGGCCAAGGUUCGUGCGUGGGCGAUGCCCUCCGAAAGGCCACCAAGGUAUUGGAAGACCGACGGGAGCGCAACCCGGUUGCCACCAUCAUGCUCCUGUCCGACGUCCAGCAGCAGCAGGAUGCCGAGAAAGACGGUCGCAACUACCGCCGGUAUCCUUCGACGGCGUCCGCGGCCACGACGCGGUUCGCCCACCUGGAGAUCCCCAUCCACGAGACCGGCUUUGGGAACGCGCCGCAGCAGCAACUGCCCAGUCAGAUCAGCAGCCAGGCGGCGCCGGUGGAGCACGCCUUCGCCAAGUGCGUGGGCGGACUGGUGAGCGUGGUCUUGCAGGACGUCCUCCUGCAGCUCUUCUUCCCGUCUGGGGAGGUCUCCGCCGUCUACUCCUGUGGCGGUGGGCGGGCGGUGGCCCUCGGCAGUUCCGUCCGGCUCGGCGACCUCUACGCGGAGGAGGAGCGGGAGCUGCUGGUGGAGCUCAGGGUGCCGACUGCGGCCGGACCAGACCACCACCAGCAUUCCCUGUCGGUGAAGUGCACGUACAGGGACCCGGCCACGCAGGAGGUGAUCGGCGGCGGGGAGAGGUCCCUGCUCCUGCCGCCGCUCCAGGGCCACCCACAGCUCGCCCGCUCUUCCUCCCUGAUCUCGCUGCGUCUCCGGAACCUGUUCGUCACCACGCGUGCUGUGGCCGAGUCACGGCGGCUGGCCGAGCUCUCGGACUACGCCACAGCCCUCCACCUGCUCUUUUCCGCCCGCUCCCUGCUGCUGCAGGCCCUGGCCGCCUCCGACCAGGAUCAGGACCUCAUCCGCCGGUUGGAGGCCGAGAUUUCUGAUCUCCAGCAGAGGCGAGAGGGCCAGCAGCAGCAGCCGCCUUCUCCGUGCCAGAGGAGGAGAGAAACUGCGAUUCCGGGCGGCGAGCAGCAGUUGACGCCCACUUCGGCUUGGCGGGCGGCCGAGCAGCUGGCCAAGGUGGCUAUCAUGCGGAAGUCGCUAAACCGGGUCAGUGAUCUGCACGGGUUCGAGAAUGCCCGGUUCUAGUGAAAAGACCGGACCCUGGCGAACGUGGGCGGUCGGCCAGGUCGGGGGACCAGAAUUUUUAAAAGCUUUAAAAUAUUAAAUAAUGAGAGUUGAAAUAGCUACCAUUCUCCUCGUUCGUUUUUUUUUUGUUUGUUUGUUUGAUCCUUAUAUAGAUAUAUAGCCAAUAGCAAGUCAUUCAAAAUCAAA